Messenger RNA from Linum trigynum, 4034 nucleotides. The record is from the annotation of a GenBank genome assembly. Lineage: Eukaryota; Viridiplantae; Streptophyta; Magnoliopsida; Malpighiales; Linaceae.
GAAAAUAUAAACCCAAAGAACUUUAGUGUCUCUAAAAACCUUGUAUUUAUGAUUUUUUUUGGUAAUACAAGGAAUCUAGCUAACUUGACACAAGAAAUCUCCCUUUCUACCUAUUUUGAAUCGAAAAAAUAAUGAAGAUGUUGUCUUUUUGUCAUAAGAACUAAUGUAAGUGAUUCGUCAUCAUCCGACUAGCCGGCCAACAAUGAAAAAAAGAACAGUUCAACAGAGUAAUAUACUGUUACAGUAGUACCAUGAAACGGAAGGAAAGAACGGCAAAACAGAUACAAGAGAAUCAAAGUUCGGUCUAAUAUUGAUAGCUUCGCAAUCCCAUAUGGCGAUAAGCGUUCUUUAUAAAACAAUACAUGCAAAGCCCCCCAUCCUAAUUAUUCCUUUCGGCCGGGAAGAACUGUUGUAAAUUCUAAUUCAUUUGGGUACGUGCAUAUGGUGGGGUUGGAGAGAUAGAUAUGACUCUUUUAGUUUUGUAAUACCCGCCCAUUUGAAAUUACAAAAUCAUAUUGUAUCGAUGAUUUGAUCGAAAGUUACUCGAUAAUAUUAACCGUAUGAAUAAUUGAAUCAGUUUCAAUAUAAAAGAUUAUAUACAUUAUGGAAUUUUUUUUGUUGUGCAUCUUCCGGUACCCUUUGACCAUCGUUGUUGGGACUAAUUUGAUAUUGCUUGGGUUGGCCAGAUCUUUUUGCUUUCUUUCCUUACCUGCCGGUGCCGGAUGCAAGGGAUAAAUACGGGACUUGGCCAUUACAUGUGAUUCAAAAAGUGCGUUGUUUGCUAGGUUGGACGGAUUAAGGAGGAUGUAAUCAAUAAUUACAUUUACAGGUAAUAGUCAAAUAUUAUUGGUGUCAAUUUCAAUCGUAUUUGGAUGCAAUUUUAAUUGUCCACAGAAUCAGAAUAUUACCAAAACGAUGCAACUUUUUGAUUGAGAAAGAAAAAGUAUUUGGAGACUGAUCCAGUUAAUUAAUGAUAAAUAUCGGUAUAAAAAUCCAAUCAAUCAGUGAAUUUGAAAAUACAUUACACUAAUUGCGUGCAAAACAAUGUUCCAAUUAUUCUAACACAAUUUUCAGCAUCAUUUCUCUUAAAUCAAUCCGUUGUUCUGAAAAUACAUCCCAUAUAGUAUCAUGAAAUUUAAAUAACACGUAAUUGAAAGAUAUAAUAUUAAUUUACAAAAAUACAUGGAAACAAUUCAAGUUAAUAAUUUGUUUUCUUCCCCUUGUAAUUACUACCCCAAUCAAUCAGAGCUAAAAAAAAAAAAGAUAGACAUAUAGAUAGAUAGAUAGAUACCUUCUUGUCUCUUUAACCUCCCUCCGUCGGAACUACUCCUCCUUUUUCCAGUGGAAUAAUAAUAUAAGCUCCUCCAACAAGUCCCACAUGCCCAAAAAGACCGACCUCCAUUCAAUUCAGCGCAGAGGGAGGCUUCCAACUUUCUAUUUAUAAAGAUUUAUUACUACCCGUUUUAUCCACUCCAUUCCACCUUGAAGCCACAGCAGAUCGAGGAAUCACAGAAACCACAGUCACCAAAGGUAAUCAUUGCGAUCGAGCUUCAUCACUAAUUUCACCCUCACGAUCAAGUUGAACAUAAUUUAUGUUGUUUUCGGUACGACGUAGGCCAUGAAUACUGAACUACAAGAAGCUGCUGCUGCUGCCGCCAGAGAGAAGAUCAAACAAGAUGCUAAUAACGAUCACGAAGUGAAACAUCAAGAUGAUGAACAACUACAGCAAGAUGGGGAUGACGACGACGACGACCCAACGUCGUUGAAGGAGAGAGCUUUCCGAGCUCAGCCAUGGACACGGCAAAUCACAGCCAGAGGAUUGAUAGUGAGCGUCAUGAUCGGGUCAAUGUACAGCGUGAUAGCCAUGAAGCUGAACCUGACAACCGGCCUGGUCCCAAAUCUCAACGUCUCGGCGGCGCUGCUGGCUUUCGUGUUCAUAAGGGCGUGGAACAAGCUGGUCGGGAAGCUGGGGUAUGUUGCGAAGCCAUUUACGCGACAGGAGAACACCAUGAUCCAGACGUGUGCAGUAGCUUGUUAUAGUAUUACAGUUGGAGGUGGGUUCGCUUCUUAUCUGUUAGGAUUGAAUAGGAAGACCUAUGAGCUUUCCGGGCUGCACACUGAGGGAAACUCUCCUUACGCUGUCAAGGACCCUGCGUUCGGUUGGAUGACCGGCUACCUUUUUGUGGUUUGCUUUGUCGGGCUUUUUGUCUUGAUUCCACUCAGAAAGGUGAUGAUAGUGGACUUGGAAUUGGCCUAUCCCAGUGGCUUGGCGACUGCAGUUCUUAUCAAUGGAUUCCACAACCGAGGAGACAAGAUGGCAAAAAAACAGGUUCGUGGGUUCAUGAAGUACUUUUCGGUGUCGUUCCUGUGGGCGCUGUUCAAGUGGUUCUAUGCAAAAACAGAGGAAUGCGGGUUCAACCAGUUCCCUACCUUCGGGUUGAAAGCUUGGAAGCAAACGUUUUUCUUCGACUUCAACACAACAUACGUGGGGGCAGGGAUGAUCGUUUCCCACCAAGUCAACCUUUCUCUGCUUUUCGGAGCUGUGCUGUCUUAUGGGAUCAUGUGGCCACUCAUUGAUGAUCUCAAAGGGAAGUGGUUCGAAGCCGAUUUGGAAGAAAGCAGCAUGAAGAGCUUAUACGGCUACAAGGUUUUCCUCUCAGUCGCACUCAUCCUGGGAGAUGGGCUCUACAACUUCAUAAAGGUGAUGAGCUUCACUGUCAUGAACGUCCAUGGAAGGUUGAAGAACAAGAAGCUGAAACCAGAAGGGGAAGUUCAGGAGCCGGGCCAGGAGGAUAAGAAACAGAAUGAACUUUUCCUGCGAGAAAAGAUACCCAUGUGGGUUGGAAUGGUGGGCUACAUGGCCUUCUCAAUCCUAUCCACACUCGUGGUUCCGACCAUAUUCCCACAGCUCAAAUGGUACUACGUCGUCGUAGCAUACAUCCUAGCUCCAUCGCUGGCCUUCUGCAACGCCUACGGAGCCGGACUUACGGACAUCAACAUGGCAUACAACUACGGCAAAGUGGCUCUCUUCGUGCUCGCAGCUGUGUCAGGGAAACAGAACGGCGUCGUUGCAGCUCUGGCUGGCUGCGGGCUGAUCAAGUCCGUGGUCUCCGUGGCCUGCAUACUGAUGCAGGACUUCAAGACGGCUCACCUGACGCAGACGUCGCCGAGGGCCAUGUUCGUGAACCAGGUGAUCGGAACUGCGAUGGGCUGCCUGAUGGCGCCGCUCAGCUUUUUCUUGUUCUACAAGGCGUUUGACGUGGGGAACCCGUACGGCGAAUUCAAAGCUCCGUAUGCUUUGAUAUACAGAAACAUGGCUAUUCUCGGGGUGGAAGGGUUUUCUGCUCUGCCGCGGCAUUGCUUGCAGCUGUGUUAUGGGUUUUUCGCCUUCGCGGUGGGGGUGAAUAUGGUGAGGGACGCAGCUCCUGGGAAGGUGGUGGGGCGAUGGAUGCCGCUGCCUAUGGUGAUGGCUAUACCGUUUCUGGUCGGGGCGUAUUUCGCCAUUGAUAUGUGCUUGGGAAGUUUAGUGGUCUACGCUUGGACCAAAUUGAAGCCGAGGAAGGCAGAGUUUAUGAUUCCGGCGGUUGCUUCCGGGCUGAUUUGCGGGGAAGGGCUGUGGACUCUGCCGUCGGCGGUUCUCGCUUUGGCUAAGGUGAACCCGCCAAUCUGCAUGAAGUUUGUGGGCAAAUAGGCAAGAGUUCUUCCUACAACGUUAGUCUACAUUGAAGCAUAUGUAAAAAGUUGAUUGUUGUCACUUGGUUUACAACUCACAAGCCCCUACAGAGUCUGUAAUCCUAGAGCUUCAACACCGGUGCAUACAGCAAUGAAUCUAAAGAAAACAGUAGAUAGAAUAGAGUACCGUUUUGCCACUGAAAAAAAAAUGGCCUAGAAAAAUUGAGUGAUCUGUGAUUUACAGUAAGAAUCCACACUUUCGCAUAUUAUAACUCUCAGAAGACUGACAAGACGAGCCAACUUUGUCUCUUCAUCGAUGAUACAGCAAAAUUUCACAAAACGAAUCAAAAGCUGAAUCAGCG